Molecule: messenger RNA, 504 nt
Organism: Quercus lobata
Lineage: Eukaryota; Viridiplantae; Streptophyta; Magnoliopsida; Fagales; Fagaceae
Exons: 1
Coding region: 1-504 (167 amino acids)
Source: RefSeq, a predicted model, not a curated record
AUGGCUGUCCAUUCCAAAGAUGAGGCUUUGAUGUGUAAGGUCUUUUCGUCUAGUUUGGGCCCCGUGGCGAUGAGGUGGUUCAAUGGUUUAAGGGCGAAUUCCAUUGACUCCUUUAAGAAGCUCACCCGAGCCUUUGGCGCUCGCUUUGUUAAUUGUAGUAGGGUUCCUCAGCCUUUAGGCUCCUUAUUAUCUAUGUCCAUGCAGGACGAAGAGACUCUGAAGGCCUACUCAAAUAAAUAUUGGGAGAUGUUUAACGAAAUAGACGGAGACCAUGAUGAUAUGGCCAUUAGUACCUUUAAGGUUAGCCUCCCAGCCGAGCAUGAUUUGAGGAAAUCUCUAACUGGUAAGCCUGUUACCAGUGUGCGUCAGCUUAUGGAUCGGAUUGACAAGUAUAGAAGGGUAGAAGAAGACCAACUGCAGGGGAAAGGAAAGGCUAAGGUGAUUCCUCAGGAGAGGAAGGAUUUCAGGUCAGACCAUUACAAUAAGGCACAAUUGCACUUUUAG